AGCAUACAGGGAAUAAAUAUUUUUGGCUGGAUAAAUUUGGUUCCCCUGGUUGAAAAGGCCAACAUUUGCAACAGCCUCUGCAGUGUGAACACACUUUCAGCUCAGUUGGAGGACCUCAAGUUGCUACAGACUAAUUAUUAAUUAAAUAUGUAGCACAGGUGUGGACCUACGCCCUCUCCUGCCUUUGAUAUUUAAACGAGGGCCAGCAACAGAUUGUCAGGAUUAGUAUAUGUUAGGCGUUAACAUGAAGGUCCCAGAGAAGGAGUUAAUGAGCGAUGUUUUGAAGCGUUUGACAGGCGAGUCCGCGCUCCCUGUGUACUGCAACAUUGCCAAGUUCAAGCGAGCCAAGAACGGCUUAUACUUUAUUGCCGAAGACUUCAACGAAACCGUGAAAAAAAGAGAGUUGGUUAAUGCUAAGGAACGACAGAGAAUCAGAAACUUGAACACCAUGUUCUCCCGCUUGAAGCGCAUGGUACCACUUAUGCAUCCGGAUAGAAAACCCAGCAAAGUGGACACCCUCAAAGCUGCGACGGAAUACAUUCGAUUGCUUGUUGCAGUUUUGCAGGACACUAACUGUGAUGAAGGCAGUGGGACUGAUUUCCUAAAGAAUGCAAUCGCUUAUAGUCAGACUGAAGUUAUGGGCAAUGACCUAUGGAGCGUGGAUGACUUCCUGAACAUGUCAGAAGAGCAUGUGGAAGAUGGGUUCACCAUGCCCACAGAGCCGGUAGCAGAGGACGGAGAUAUGACCAGAAUGUUACUGCAACGCUGCAUGAUGCCUGCAUACCAGUUCAUCAUCCAAGUAGCACCUGAUCAGACUUCGAUGCCUCAACUCUGCUGAGUGGUGUUCAGAGUAGAUGGCUUGGACCAACGCUGGAAACAUGCCAGGACAGCUCCAGAGGUGUCCUAACUGGGUAGGAGCUGCCAGGAGGCAGCGUUCAGACAGAGAUAAGCGCACAGACUCAGGAGGAGAGGAGUUUUACUUGCACUUAAUGAGCUUGUUAAAAAAUAGCUUGGUCAUAAAUGGAAUGGUUUUUGUGACGGCGCUUGUGCAAGAUGCAGCUGCUCCAACAAAAGGAAGCACACAUGCUAUCUUCACUGAAACUGUAGUUAUUGCAUCUUUAGGCUACACAUUUUAUUGUGCAGCAGCAGUGAUGAUUUGAGUCUAAGCCGACAGUCUUGGCUGUAAUAAAUGAGACGUCGAUCGCUCUUGUAGCUCCACUGGUGAUGUAAUGUUUUGUUUGUUUCUACACCAUUUCAUGUUAAUCAUUGAGAAACCAGCUACAAAUAUGCAGCUCACCGGUUUCCUUUGACAUGCUAGAGUCGUCGAUGGCACACACAUCAAAAUAAUCACUGCGAGCACCAACGAACGUGCUUCUGUUUGUGAAAAUGUUAUCCCAGCAUUAACAUGUAGGUGGUUGUCAACUACGUGGUCCUUGAUUUACUCGAUUUAGUGGCCAAAUGGAUCCACACACGACUCAAGUGACGGUGAAAGUGGAUUGAAACUUUGAAAAUAGUUGUUCCCUAAAUGCACAUAUUCAUUAUAGGGAAUU
This is a messenger RNA of Monopterus albus (swamp eel), 1550 nucleotides long. RefSeq names its product folliculogenesis specific bHLH transcription factor (gene figla). Bases 230 to 838 code for a protein of 202 amino acids. The transcript has 6 exons. The record is from RefSeq and is a predicted model, not a curated record. Gene Ontology annotation, molecular function: DNA-binding transcription factor activity, RNA polymerase II-specific; RNA polymerase II transcription regulatory region sequence-specific DNA binding; protein dimerization activity. Gene Ontology annotation, biological process: regulation of transcription by RNA polymerase II; developmental process. Lineage: Eukaryota; Metazoa; Chordata; Actinopteri; Synbranchiformes; Synbranchidae.